Messenger RNA from Fonsecaea erecta, 1998 nucleotides. RefSeq names its product acetoacetate-CoA ligase. Gene Ontology annotation, molecular function: acetoacetate-CoA ligase activity. The transcript has a single exon. Gene Ontology annotation, cellular component: cytosol. The record is from RefSeq and is a predicted model, not a curated record. Lineage: Eukaryota; Fungi; Ascomycota; Eurotiomycetes; Chaetothyriales; Herpotrichiellaceae. Gene Ontology annotation, biological process: lipid metabolic process. Bases 1 to 1998 code for a protein of 665 amino acids.
AUGGCGCCUGAGCUGGUCUAUCUGCCUCCUCCAGGCCUGGAGACCAAUUUCGAUAUCCUUCGCAAGAGAAUAAACUCCGAACUUGGCCUGUCUCUCCAGAAUUAUGACGACCUCCACCGGUUCUCCGUCCAACAGCCAAAUGACUUCUGGCUGGCACUGUGGAGGUUCAUGAGGAUUAAAGCUUCUGUACACCCGACCAAAGCCGUCGACGAGUCCCUCCGGAUCGAUCAAUUUCCGCCCUUCUUCGAGGAUGCGCGACUCAAUUAUGCCGAAAACCUGCUAUGCAGGUGCGACAACGGUGUGGCAGUACGAUAUCUGUGUGAAGAACACCUGGGUUCGCCUCGAGAGGUGACGUGGAAGGAGCUGAAUGAGAAAGUCCGCAAAGUAUCAGACGCCAUGAGAUCAUCCAAUGUCUCAUCGGGGGACGUUGUGUGCAUCAUCGGUGGCAGCUCGCCAGAGUCUCUCGCAAUCUGGCUGGCCACAGCGUCCGUUGGCGCAAUCGUUACGGGGUUUGCCACGGACGCGGGAGAAAGAGUGCUGCGUGAUAGAAUGGGCCAAGUCUGCCCCAAGAUCGUGUUUGCAGAGUCGUCGUACCAAUACAACGGCAAAAGGCACAACAUUUCCGACCGAAUUGCCAAGGUGUUUUCCAUGAUUGACAAAGCCGCCGAUGCACAGAUCAUCUGCAUCUCAAAAGCUGUGCCUGAAGGCUGGGUUUCCUUAGAAGACUUUCAACGGCGAGGCACUGGGAGACCACUUCGCUUCGAACAGGUGCCUUUCGGUCAUCCACUUUUGAUCGCGUUCUCUUCGGGCACCACUGGCACUCCGAAAGGCAUAGUCCAUUCUCACGGCGGCUUGGUCGUCAACGGGAAGAAAGAAAGUCUCCUCCACAAGAACUUCGGUCCAGAUGAUGUCCACUACCACUAUGCGGGUAUUGGUUGGGUGCUGUGGAAUAUCAUGAUAUCGGCAAUGUUCUGCGGCACGACUGUUGUGCUCUAUGACGGCUCUCCAUUCUAUCCAACACCAGAGAAACAACUCGCGGCAGUGCUAGGUGCUGGAGUGACAGCCUGGGGCGCGGGCCCGCGAUACUUUUCAGAACUUCAAAAGGCCGGCGUCAAUCCCAAGCCUUAUUCCAAGAACCUCAAGUGUAUCUUGUCUGCGGGUGCAAUCUUGACUGAAUCUCAGUCAAAGUGGCUGAUGGAAGCGUUUGGCCCUGUAUGCCAGAUGUCAUUCUCCGGCGGCACUGAGCUCUGCGGCAACUUCCUGGCCGGCCACAUCGGCAUGCCAGGUUACGCGGGCGAGAUGACGGUCAAGGAACUCGGAACAGACAUCGACGUCUUCACUUCAGACGGCAAGCCCGCGAAGCCUGGUGAGAGUGGAGAGCUCGUGUGCAAGAAGCCAUUCCCCAACAUGCCCGUCAAGUUCUGGAACGACCCCGGCAAGAAGAGAUACACCGACUCGUAUUUUUCGACCUUCCCAGGAGUCUGGCGGCAUGGAGACUACAUCAGGAUGAACCCAGAAACCAAAGGCUGGGUGAUUCUCGGUCGCAGCGACGGCGUGUUGAACCCAUCAGGUGUCCGUUUCGGCAGUGGAGAGAUCUACUCUAUCAUUGACCAGAAGUUCCGUGACAGAAUAGUCGAUUCUAUCUGCGUCGGACAGCAAAGAGCCUGGGACGAGAGCGAACGUGUGUUCUUGUUCCUCAAAGCCGCCAAAGGAUCGAACACAGCCGCCUUGGAGAGGGAAAUCCGCGCACAGAUCACCAGAGAUCUCAGUCGUCGCCACGUUCCUCAGUUCAUGUUCUGGGUGCAGGAGAUUCCCUACAAUGCCAACAAUAAGAAGCUUGAGAUACCCUUGAAGAAGGUCCUGUCGGAAGGGAGUGCAGGGAUCAAGAAGUUGACGUGCCCGACAGAGGAGAAGGCCGUCCUGAUGCAAUAUCUUCCAUUCUACGAAGUUGAGAAGUUGUUGGUCAAGGAGACGAUGCCACUGAGUGCCAGACUGUAG